UUUUUCUUGACCUUUACUCCGCCAGCAUUGCGGUGAUCGCCAUUUUUCACCGUCAACGCUGUGGGCAACGACGACGACGACGACAACCUGAAUCUCCGUGAGGGUUGAUAUCAUUUUUUUCUUCUGCGUAGUUAAAACGCCAGAAACGAGAAUUUGUCGUCUCUCUGCUGCCAUUGGCUCUUGUCUAGCAGUAUGGCCGACCGCGAGGCAUCGCCCAUUUCUCAGCUCCUCAACACUCUCGGCAUCACGCGUGAGGAGCUACACAGGCGUAGCGACCAGAUGCGUCAAUUUCUCACCGCCGACAGCACUUACUCUUCACGCGUUUCCGACCGUGAUUCGUCGUCCAAGUCAAGUUCGGCCUCCCUGUUGCGCUCGGCAUCACUCUCGACGAUGUCAGCGUCGACGUCGGCGCGUUCUUUCUCUCGAGCAAGCUCCAGCUCCAUGAUGGACGCGUCUCCGCCCCCUUCAACACCCAUUAAAUCCGAACCGGUCGAUGGUUCUUUGCCUCAGCGUCACUAUGACACCAUGGAAGAAGUCAUUGAACGACAACGCCUAGCCAGGAAAGAACGUAGGGACAGGAAAGGUCGGCGGGACAAGGAGAAGAAUUUCAAGACCCCCAGGUCGCACCCACGGUCGCCAUCGCCCAGCGCGUCGCAGUCGAGCGCUGGCUUUGGGUCAUCGCUUGGUUCACGCGACGAGCGCGUUGAUGACGGCAAUCGGUCCAAUUCGUCUGUAGCGGGGAGUCAUGAAGAGGGGAGACCGUCACCGCCGCCCUUGACGCCACAGCAGAGCAAGUACUAUCGAGCUCACACGGCCUCGCAGUCGUACAGUAGUCUGGUCAAGGUCAAUCCAAAACGGGAAUCACCCACCCCUAUCCGCCCACAAUCGCUACCCGUGUCUCAGCCAGGUCUUCACUACUAUUAUGCUCCAUAUUCUUUGUCAACGCUGUACUCUUCAGUACCUGCCAACGACGAGGCACCUGCUGCUGUUGAGCUUGCUACACCUACUCCAACCCGUAUCAUUAAAGCACCUGCGUCAAAAUCUUCGCCCUUACCGCCAUCUUCUCCUCCACCGUCGUCUCCCGUGUCCUCGCCAAAUAAACCAAUAGUCAACCUCGUCUCGUCCCCCGGGCCUAUAGGUCCGUUGCCCGUAGAGGAUGAAUACGACGGCCUACCCUACGGCCUACCUCCUGGUCCUUACUCUCCCAACAAACCAGAGUGCUCUUAUGCCGCUCUUCUCGGACAGGCGAUCCUGUCUUCACCUGGACAUAGACUUACUCUCCAGGAAAUAUAUGACUGGAUAACCAUUGUAUACCCCUACUUCAAGCGUGGGGAAACGACGUGGAUGAACAGCAUUAGACAUGUACUUAGCACCACCGUGUGUUUCCGUAAAGUGACCAGGGACCGUUCUCUUGGUCGGACCCUAUGGGCCAUUUGGGACGAGGAUCUCGAGUGUUUCAAGGGCGGAGGAUUUAGAAAGCAGCUGUGUAACGAUAUCAAGGUCAAAGACAAACCUAAUGCAAACGGCGGGACCAAGCGGUCCAGGAAAACUUCGGAAGGAGGUGGUGCUCCAAAGAACAAGAAGGCGAAAAAGGAAAAGGAAAAAGAAAAGGCUAUAUCACCGCCUAUCCUCUCCGCACCAUUGCUUCCGCUUUUCCCUCCAUCUCGUCCGACCCCACAUCAUCAGUCAUACUACGAGAGCUGUAUUCCGAAGUCCUUACCCUCAGAGAUUAUUUUCCCGCCCUUACCAUCAUCCUCUGGCUACCGGCAACUCGCCGACAGCAAAGCUGCAGCACAAGCAUCAUCAGCUGUGGCUCCUAACAGUGAGCCUUUGCAACCUGGUAGAGACGACGGCGAUUUGGAUUUGCCCCCUUCUGGGGAAGACAAACUUACACCACCUCACCUAAUGUCGUCUUCUGCUUCCGCCUCUUCUGUUCCGAGUUUCUUGCCCGAACUUACGCCAAACGAUAGCUCGUCGAGUCCUCCAGUUUCUUCCAGUGAUAUGGAGGUGGAUGCGGAAGCUAAUCUGGGUGUUACACCCGUUUCCAUUUCCGGCGUGGAUACAGAUGAGGAUGACGGAGGCCUUGAGGAGCAAGAUGUUUUUACAAUGCAAUUGAAGCCGGUGCGAUUCUGGGGCGAUUCUGAUAAACAGGAAGGUGCUCUUCAACCAGGAAUACAAUUGAAGUAUAUUGUACCGAAUUCUGUGCUGGCGACAGAUGACGAGGAUGACGAGGAUCUCGUGAAGGCCACAAAGAGUAAGAAACAGAAGAGAACAAAGGACAUUCCAGCUUCUCCUACUCUUGGGCUACGAUCCAACCCUUUGAAAGCAACGAGAGCUGCAAAAAAUACAUCUAGAUUGGCAUCACCACCCGUCACUGAAGGGCCCUCUACACCGCCGAGAAAGUCUACUUUCGGCCCGUCGUUCUUGUCACCCAUCCACACCCCGCUUUCGCACAGAGGACUGCACAUGAGUCCUUCAGCGAGUCUUGCGCAUUACAAGUCAAACCUUGACCCUCCACCAUGUGUGUCAUAUCCUGAGAAAACAGGGGAUAAUGAGAACCCUGACGAAGACAGCGACAACGAUCCUCGUACUCCGUCAAAGACACGUUCUGCUGCUACUUCCUCUGCGCUACCGGUAACUCCCAGGAGGUUGUUCUCGUUGAGUGACUCUCCGUUCCGGACGCCAGUUGGAAAGUCAUCGUUUCGCAGCAUUUACGAUCCACACGAUCCGACGUCGUUAUUGGACGAUGAGCUGCAUAGGAUGGGUGCCGCUGGUCAUGGAGAUAGCCCCGCAGGGUUGUUUGGCAAGUCGCGGGCGUCUUUGCUGUAUGAUAGCCCAGGUAAUGCCAUGGGUAAUAGUCCAGAUAAGUGGCAGAGAUGGUGGUAAAUGCGAACUUGAUUGUUUUUAUCUUUAAUGUGUAUGCCUGCGGACAUGCCACGUUGGUAUGGACGAUCCUCGAUAUAUGAUAUUUGAUUCUCUGUUGCCUGCUGAUAGUUUCUUUGUCUUCUUCUCUGCCUCUGUCUCUCUCCCGUUGUUACUAUCAUGUCACGUUUGUUGUACAUUUAACUAUCCAUCUGCAUCUAUAGUACCUUCAUUCCGGUGAGUCCGUCGGGUUUAGUCGGCACUUGACGCGUGACGUCAUCUUCGGACUAGCAGGCGGACGAUGUAUUU
Molecule: messenger RNA, 3171 nt
Organism: Guyanagaster necrorhizus
Lineage: Eukaryota; Fungi; Basidiomycota; Agaricomycetes; Agaricales; Physalacriaceae
Exons: 4
Coding region: 193-2886 (897 amino acids)
Biological process (GO): regulation of transcription by RNA polymerase II
Molecular function (GO): DNA-binding transcription factor activity, RNA polymerase II-specific; RNA polymerase II cis-regulatory region sequence-specific DNA binding
Source: RefSeq, a predicted model, not a curated record